This is a messenger RNA of Lactuca virosa, 363 nucleotides long. The record is from the annotation of a GenBank genome assembly. Lineage: Eukaryota; Viridiplantae; Streptophyta; Magnoliopsida; Asterales; Asteraceae.
AUGAAAGAAAAAGUCUCCGAGCAGCUCGAGAAAUAUUUCUUUAAUCUUCAGUAUGAAGACUAUGAUAAACCUGACCAAAAACUCAUUCAGCUUCUAUCCUUGGAAACUGAAGAAUGCGAAGAACUAUAUCAAAAAGAGCCACAACUUUUUGAUCAAUACUUUAAAAUAGCUAAAGUAAACGAACCUGAUACCGAAUCAGAACAGGAAGACAAUCCUAACAUAAACGUUGUCAAGUUCGAAUACUCAGAUAGCAACGAAGAAAUGGAAGCAGAAUUUUCAUAUAUGGCCACAAACAGAGGCGAGAGAAAGAAGAAAAAGAAGUAUGAGUUCAAAAAUGCCUAUCCACAAUGGUAUUCCAAAUAG